GCACCACCUGCAAGAUCUUGGGAUCUUGGCUGCAUCUUAGCUCUCUCUAAUCCAUAGUAACCUCCCAAAGUUUAGAUCACCACGCCCAUGGAAUGAUACCGAGGAGUGGCCGUACCGUACAAGAAGAAAGAAAGAAAGAAGCGUGGAAACAAGAGAGACUGAGGUCCUGAGCCACACCACAAGAUAGACUUCAGAUCGGAUUGAUUAGUUCCUAUCAGAUGCUCCACUGCUAAAUGGCUGACUCUUUACCUGUACAUUUCGGCCGUGGGGGUGGCCGACAAGGAAACUACCAUCGUGGUGGUGGUGGCCGUGGAAGAUACCAACACCGUGGUGGCGGCGGCCGUGGGAGAGGACGCUACAACAACCAUAGGGGAAGAGGACGCGGAGGAAGAGGCAGAGGUCGUGGCGGUGGAGGAAGAGGACGAUGGAAUCGUGCGGACGAACUGUUCGAAGAGCACGGGACUCCUACCGACACUUCCGUGAGCAUUGCCGUGCAAGGGUGCUGUCACGGUGAAUUGGAAACCAUUUAUGCACGUCUCUCCGAAUUUCAGCAACAAACCGGCCGCAAAAUAGAUGUCUUGAUUUGUUGUGGAGACUUUCAAUCCUUGCGCACACCUGCCGAUUUUCACUCCUAUGCGGCACCCCCCAAAUACCGACAACUCGGGGGGUUUGUAAAAUACUAUUCGGGCGUCUUGGUAGCACCCAUUCUCACCAUUUUUAUUGGCGGCAAUCACGAAAGUUCACAAGCCUUGCAGGAAUUGUACUAUGGGGGAUGGGUUGCGCCCAAUAUCUACUACAUGGGCGCCGCGGGAGUGGUAUCCGUCAAGGGUGUACGGAUUGGAGGCAUUAGUGGCAUUUACAAGAGUCACGAUUAUCACAAGGGACACUUUGAACGACCACCCUACGAUCGAAGUACCUUACGGAGUGUUUAUCAUGUACGAUCGCUACCGGUAUUUCGCAUGAAGAGUUUGUCUGGUCAGCAAAAACAACGAUUGGAUGUCAUGAUGAGUCAUGAUUGGCCACAGGGGAUUGAGAAUCAUGGGAAUAUCCGGUAUUUACUGCAAAAGAAACCCUACUUUCGAGAAGAAGUUCACAGCAAUACACUGGGGAGUCCGGCCAAUCACGAAAUUCUGCAAGCCAUCAAACCAAAACUCUGGUUCUCAGCUCAUCUUCACGUGGGAUUUCGAGCCACAGUACGACAUGACGAUCCAGGCAACAACAAAAAGGACGACAACGACAAGAAAGCCCAGCCAACUUUGUCGACAACCGAUCUGGUGCCGUCUCAGGCCGUAAAACUGGCCACUUCACCUUCCAAGGAAGAGGAUACAAACGAAGAAACCAAGGACGGCGCCGAUGAAGCACCUGCCACGUCACCUGCCCAGGAAGAAACAACAAAGGACGGUGACAGCGCUGCUCCUCCAGCAGCGAAUGACUCGAAAGAAACAACUGAAGAGGCAGCAGAGGAUCCGUCGCAGCAACUGCUCUGUCAACCAGUCAGCGAGACUCGUUUUGUAUCGUUGGAUAAAUGUCUGCCAGGGCGUCCCUACUUUUCCGUGACACAUGUGGAACCAUCGCAACCAAGCAACAACCAUGCCGUGCCUACGUUGGAAUAUGAUCCUGAAUGGCUGGCCAUUCUGCGCAAGACACACGAUUUGACUGAACCCAACAAUCGUCGACAAGUCCUCCCGAAGGAUCUCAUGCCUGUGACACAGGCAGAAAUCGAUGCCGUGAAACAACUCCUCCUCGAGUCUCGCAACGACCUGGCAAUCCCCCACAACUUUAGUGUGACGGUGCCACCGUCAGGACAUUCGUCACGAGCACUCCCUCCACCACUCCCCAGGAUGGGCAAUCCACAGACGGACGAAUUGCUGGAACUGCUUAAGUUGGAUCAUUUGAUCACGAUUCCCUACGAUCCCAGUUGUUUGCAAGGCUUGGAUUGGUCCCAGCCGCCCCAAGGACCACCACCACCGCCGCAGCCCGAUGACAAUGAAAUUGACAUUGAUGGGGACGAUGAUGAAGAAGAAGAUGUACACAAGGAGGAGACUGUGGAUGAUGGGAAAGGCAAAGGAGUAGCCGAUGAGAAUGAAAUUGAUGUCGACGAGUCUUAGAGGUUCUGCAGCUGGAGUUGUUCUCUCAGAGAUAUCAUCGCCAGCUACGGUCUCUCCCGUUGUUUUCGCUCAAUCUAGUCUUGCGGGCAAAGGGCAUUACUGGUAGCUGUUGGACAAGCCCACCUCUGGAUGGUUGUUGGGUUGGGUAUGCUGUACGACCUAGUACCGGUAGUGAAAUGCAUUGUUUACGUAUACAUGGGGUUAGCUAGAACUAAAGGAAUCAUUCAAUCCAAAGUACACAUUCGUACGUAGAAUUGGAGGACAGCUGCGUGGCUGGCCUACGGAAUAAGGACAUACAACGCCAACGAAGAUAUAAGGUUCACAAUCAAGAUC
Molecule: messenger RNA, 2441 nt
Organism: Seminavis robusta
Lineage: Eukaryota; Bacillariophyta; Bacillariophyceae; Naviculales; Naviculaceae
Source: the annotation of a GenBank genome assembly